AGGUGUGCUCGCCACUUGCUAGUAUACGAUCGUCACUCCUUAUAACGCAUCAUUUUUUUCUUUUCAUGUUCUCAUCGUUGUUAUUUCAAUAGUUAUUUACUAUAAUUUUAUUCGCCGAGUUCAUGGUUUUUAUAAAUACACUCAGUCUAAUUGCUCUAAUGGAUCUGUAUUAAGUUUUUAUGUUUGUGUUUAUGUUUACGCAGAGUUAAGUCAAAAUAAGAAGUCAACAAAAAUAGUUGUUAGAAUAUAGGAUUUUGAUUGAAGAGUGUCUGGUGAAUUCUUUCAAACUCUCUGAAUAGAAGUGUGAAAUUACUUCAGGGUUAAAUUGAUGCAAACAAGUAUCAGAGUGACAGGAUCGUAAAAUGAGAAGAUUAAGUUUUUUUCUACUGCUGUUGUACAGCAUAUUUGUGGCAGUAACAGCAGAACCAUACUACACGGUCGUUGCUCCAAAAGUGGUACGUCCCAAUUCAGAAUAUCAUGUGGCAGUCAGUACGACUGGUAUAUCGACACCAACGAGAAUUAUUGUGGAAUUAGAUGGUGAGCUGGAUAAUGGCGAAACAUUUCAAGUAUCUCAUGAAGAUGAUGUUGAACCAUAUGCCACUCGAAUAUUUAAAUUAGAGGUUGGUGAUACCAGUCCUGGUCGUUACAAGUUGACAGCCAGAGGUAUUUCUGGUUUGCUGUUCAGUAAUUCUACAAACAUUCAAUAUGUCCACAAAAGUUAUUCAGUGUUCAUACAAACGGAUCGAGCAAUUUACAAACCUGGGAGCAAAGUUUUGUUCCGAUGUGUGGUUCUUGACUCAAGAUUAAGACCGGUUCUUACUAGACAACUUGAUGUUUACAUUACGGAUGGAAAUGGAAAUCGAGUCAAACAAUGGAAUCGUCCACCAAUCAGUCGAGGAGUUUUCAGUGGAGAACUGGAAUUAUCAGCAUCUCCAGUCCUGGGAAAUUGGAAAAUUGUUGCUAAUGUUGUUGAUCAAACAUUCGAAAAAGAAUUCGAAGUAGCUGAAUAUGUUUUGCCGAAAUUCCAAGUGUCUAUCAAUGCGCCAAAACAUGCCACAUUCAAAGAAGGCAAAAUAGCAGCAACAAUCAGUGCAAAAUAUACCUACGGAAAACCAGUGAAAGGUGAAGCCACUAUUACAGCAUAUCCUGAUAUUUUUUCGGGCGUACUUCAACCUAUCUACCAAGCACCGAUUAGGAAAGUCAUUCCCAUUGAUGGAAAAGUCACUAUUGAUUUCGAUAUCGCUAGUGAAUUACAAUUAACAGAUGAAUACGAAAGACCUAUUGAAUUGGAAGUGACUGUUGAGGAAGCAUUGACUGGUCGUAGACAAAAUACUUCAAUGCAAAUGACAUUACAUAAACACAAGUAUACAAUGGAACUUAUUAAGACUUCAGAGUACUAUAAACCUGGUUUAAAAUACACCGCAUUUAUUAAAUUAACGUAUCAUGACGGGUCACCAGUCCGUGACAACACAAAUCCAGUUAUUAUUUCAUACGGAUAUACAUACAAUCAAUCAGCUUACACCAACAUCACUAGAAUGCUAGAUAAUAACGGUAUGAUACAAUUGGAUUUCUACCCACCUAAAAAUACAAACAGUAGUACAUCACCUUUAAAUAUCGAGGCAGAAUAUUUGAAUUUGCAUGAAUGGUUCCCAUCAACAAAUCAAGCAAUGUCACCUAGUAAUACUUUUAUUCAAGCAUCAGUUAAAACUGACAAACCCAAAGUAAAUCAUGAAGUUGAGAUUCUUGUCAAUUCAACGGAACCGUUGAAAUAUCUAAGUUAUGAAAUAUUAGGCCGUGGUGAUAUUCUGAAUGCUGGUUCAAUUCCAAUCUCCAACGAACACGUUGCUUCAUUUAGAUUUUUGGCAACUUAUGUGAUGGCUCCCACUGCUCAUGUUUUAGUUUAUUAUACAAAAGAUGAUGGUGAAAUUGUAGCCGAUUCUCUUGACAUAGAUUUAGAAGGUACUUUGCAAAAUUUUGUAGAUGUAAAAGUGUCAUCUGAAGAAGCUAAGCCAGGUGAAUUUGUCGAUGUUACUAUUCUUACUAAACCAAAUUCUUAUAUUGGAGUUCUUGGAGUUGAUCAAAGAUCUUUAUUAUUGAAAUCUGGCAACGAUAUUUCACUUGACCAAGUUUAUAAAGAAUUAAAAUCAUAUGAUAUGGUAGAAGAGUCUCCAUACUCUGAUAUGAUGUUUGCACGCUCUUUCUGGCGACCAGGAUCAGCUACUGCUCAGGAUGUUUUCCAGAAAACUGGUACUGUUGUACUCACUAAUGCUUAUAUUCAUGAAAACUUCCCGAUACGACAAUCCGGCUAUUUGGAAGGUAGAGUACGAGGCUCGGCUCAUGGGGCAUCUACCUUGAAGCCAGACAUUGGUCCCCCAGUUAUACAUAGACUUGUGACGAGACCUCCACUGGCAGGUCCUUACGCCUUCUCACGCAUCCCAACUCCUGUAUGGAAUAAGCCCCGUGUUUUCCUUAUGCAUGACAUCUCCGACACUUGGCUUUUCACAAACUUCUCUUCAGGGUUGAAUGGAGAAGCAAAAAUACAUCGAGCUGUACCAGAUUCUAUUACAUCUUGGAUAUUAAGUGCAUUCUCGAUCGAUCCUACUUAUGGAUUGGGUCUUAUUAAUGAACCGAGAAAGUUGAAAGUUUUCAAACCAUUCUUUAUAUCUGUUGAUCUCCCAUACUCUGUGAUGCGAGGAGAGAUUGUCGCGAUACCUAUUGUGGUAUUCAAUUACAUGGAUAAGGACGUUACAGCUGAUGUUGUACUUGAACACGCUGGACAGUUUGAAUUUGCUGAAGUAUCAAAUGAAGUUCAUGACACCCCGAAAUUAGAACUUUUCCGUCAAAAGAAAGUCGAUGUUAAAGCUAAUUCUGGCAGCAGUGUAUCAUUCAUGAUUAUACCAAGAGAACUGGGAUAUAUUUCUAUUAAGAUACAAGCUACGAGUAAAGUUGCUGGAGACAGUGUUGAACAUAAAUUACUUGUAAAAGCUGAAGGAGAAACGCAGUAUAGAAAUCGAGCUUUAUUCAUAGAUUUGCGUGAUAAAAGAAACUUAAAAACAAAUAUAACAGUCGAUAUACCGAAGAAUGUUGUACCUGGUUCAGAAUACAUUGAAAUUUCUGCAGUAGGAGAUAUUUUAGGGCCCAGCAUACCUAACUUGGAGAACUUGAUAAAAUUACCAUUUGGAUGUGGUGAGCAAAAUAUGCUCAAUCUUGUUCCAAACAUAGUGAUUUUAAACUAUCUAAAGAAUACUAAUCAAUUAACACCAGCGAUACAAAGUAAAGCAUUACGAUACUUGGAAAUCGGUUAUCAACAAGAAUUAACGUAUCGUCAUAACGAUGGAUCAUUCAGCGCAUUCGGAAUGUCUGAUGCAAGUGGAAGUACUUGGCUCACAGCCUUUGUAGCGAGAUCAUUCAAACAAGCAACUGAUUAUAUCACUAUUGAAGAUCGAAUAAUAGAUGAUGCUUUAUUGUGGCUAUCGAAUGUUCAAGCUCCAAAUGGAAGCUUUCCAGAAGUAGGACAUAUUAGUCAUCGAGAUAUGCAGGGUGGUGCUUCUAAAGGACUUGCUCUGACAGCUUUUACUUUGAUUGCUUUCCUUGAAAAUUCUGAUGCUAUCGUCAAAUAUAAAAAUACAAUUAAUAAAGGAGUGGAUUAUAUCGUUAAAAACAUGGAAGAUCUAGAUGAUCUUUAUGCUCUAAGUGUAUGUACGUAUGUACUAAAUUUGGCUCGACAUCCAUAUGAAGAUUCUGCAUUUAACCGUUUAGAAUCUAAAGCUAUGGUUAAGGAAGAUAUGAAAUGGUGGAGUAAACCAGUACCAAAAGAUGAUAAAAAUCCUUGGUUUAAUAGUUUACCAAGAUCUGUAAAUGUUGAAAUGACUUCUUACACGCUAUUAACUUAUCUCAGGAGAAAUUUAGUAUCUGAUUCAAUGGCUUUGAUGAAGUGGCUCGUGAAGCAGAGAAAUCCUGAAGGUGGAUUCUCGUCUACUCAGGACACCGUAGUUGGAUUGUUCGCGCUUUCUAAACUUGCGGAAAAAUUAUCUACAAAAAGUAAUAAUUUAGCUAUUAAAAUCAAUUACGAAGGCGGUGGUCAAAGCCAAAUAAACAUUAAUUCAGAAAAUGGCAUGAUUCUUCAAAAAUAUACUUUACCACGUAAAACAAGAAUUGUGAAUGUCACAGCCACUGGUACAGGUUUCGCUAUUGUACAAUUAUCUUCACGUUAUAAUUUAAAUGUUACUGGAGCCUGGCCUCUGUUCACUCUUGAUCCUCAAGUAGACAGGAACUCUAAUGAAAAUCAUUUACAACUUUCUGUAUGUUCCGGUUUUGUGCCAACAAAAGAAGCUAAUGAGAGUAAUAUGGCUGUUAUGGAAGUAAGUUUGCCUUCAGGAUUUACGGUGGAUAUGGAUACACUUCCAAGCUUAGAAGUUUCACAAAAUGUAAAGCGUGUUGAAACUAAAAAUGGUAAUACCAUGGUGGUAUUAUAUUUUGAUAAGAUGGUGAAGAAAGAAUAUUGUCCUACAAUCUCAGCUUACAGAACUCAUAAAGUAGCAGAACAAAAACCAGUGCCUGUAUCUAUUUAUGACUAUUAUGAUUCGUCGAGAAGAGCUAGGGUAUUUUAUGAACCACGAGUCACAAACCUUUGUGAUAUUUGUGAAGAUGAAGAUUGCGAAAAUCUUUGCGUUGGAUCGCCAGGGAAACAGAAAUAUAAUAUUGCAGCUUCUGCUCCACAAUCAUUUUGUACAAACGUAUAUUUUUUAUUGCUUUCCAAUAUUUUAUGUUUUACAAGUAUUUUUAGUUAUUUCUAUUAAUAUUUAAUUACAUUUUUCUUUUAUUGUUAGAUUUUAAAAAUACAUAUGUUGAAAAAAAUAAAUAAAUAUAAACAACGAUAAUCAAAGUGAUAUGUAUAUGUUUACACAGAAAAAUUUAAUUAAAUUAUCAUAAAAUAAUUUUAAAAAACGUU
Molecule: messenger RNA, 4951 nt
Organism: Chelonus insularis
Lineage: Eukaryota; Metazoa; Arthropoda; Insecta; Hymenoptera; Braconidae
Product: CD109 antigen-like
Exons: 21
Coding region: 363-4799 (1478 amino acids)
Cellular component (GO): extracellular region
Molecular function (GO): endopeptidase inhibitor activity
Source: RefSeq, a predicted model, not a curated record